Phyllopteryx taeniolatus (common seadragon) is the source of this 2217-nucleotide messenger RNA. RefSeq lists its product as uncharacterized. Gene Ontology annotation, biological process: regulation of DNA-templated transcription. The record is from RefSeq and is a predicted model, not a curated record. The transcript is spliced from 3 exons. The coding region runs from base 886 to 2058 and encodes 390 amino acids. Lineage: Eukaryota; Metazoa; Chordata; Actinopteri; Syngnathiformes; Syngnathidae.
ACAAGCGCCACAUUCUCGUUACAAGAACAUUUCCUCUUCCUCAGCUCAUCACAUCACACUCCCCUAUAGUAUCUUCCAAAACAAAAUCUCCAAAUGCAUCAAAGAAAAAACUUUAUUUAUCUUGUUUCAAAUUAUUAUGCACAUUAGUGUUCCAAGACAUUUUAUAGGUUUUAAAGAACUGAAAAUAGUUGGACUCAAAUUUGGGAAUAUGGCCUGUUGUUUGAUAGCAGCUUCCCAAUUCUUGCAUCCAUUGGACUUUUGGGAGAAGUUCUGUUUUGAAUUUCUUUGCGGGAUGUCACAAAAGCCUCCCAGAGCUGCUGUUUGGUUGUGAACUGCCUCCCAACCUCCUACAAACCCCAAUUCCAAUGAAGUUGUGCAAAACAUACAUAAAAACAGAAUACAAUGAUUUACAAAUCAUUUUCAAACUAUAUUCAAUUAACUACAGCGCAAAGACAGAAUAUUUCAUGUUCAAACUGAUAUUGUUUUUUUUGCAAAUAUUCACUCGUUUUGAAUUUGAUGCCUGCAACACGUUCCAAAAAAGCAUGUUUCACCUUUCCUUUUAACAACACUCAGUAAGUGUUUGGGAACUGAGGACACAAAUUGUUGGAGCUUUGCAGCUGGAACAUUUCCCAAUUUUUGCUUGAUGUACAACUUAAGUUGCUCAACGGGGUCUCUGUUGUCGUAUUUUGCACUUCAUAAUGUGCCACACAUUUUCAAUGGCAGAGAGGCCUCGACUGUUGGCGGGCCAGUCUUGUACGCGCACUCUUUUACUCCAAAGGCACGAUUUUGUAACACGGGAAGAAUGUGGCUUGGUAUUGUCUUGCUGAAAUAAGCAGUGACAUCCCCCCAAAAAAGACAUUGCUUGGAUGGCAGCAAUCUGAGACCAUGGUCCUCAGUCGGAAAAGGGUGGCAUGCCAUCUCCAGGUCGGGGAUGAGAUCCUGCCCCAAGUGGAGGAAUUCAAGUAUCUUGGGGUCUUGUUCACGAGUGAGGGAAGAAUGGAAUGGGAGAUCGACAGGCGGAUCGGUGCAGCGUCUGCAGUGAUGCGGACUUUGUAUCGGUCCGUUGUGGUAAAGAAAGAGCUAAGCCGAAAGGCGAAGCUCUCAAUUUACCGGUCGAUCUUCGUUCCUACCCUCACCUAUGGUCAUGAGCUGUGGGUCGUGACCGAAAGAACAAGAUGCCGGAUACAAGCGGCCGAAAUGAGUUUCCUCCGCAGGGUGUCCGGGCUCUCCCUUAGAGAUAGGGUGAGAAGCUCAGUCAUCCGGGAGGAUCUCAGAGUAGAGCCGCUGCUCCUCCGCAUUGAGAGGAGCCAGAUGAGGUGGCUGGGGCAUCUGAUUCGGAUGCCUCCCGGACGCCUCCCUGGUGAGGUGUUCCGGACAUGUCCCACCGGGAGGAGACCCCGGGGACGACCCAGGUCACGCUGGAGAGACUACAUCCUUCGGCUGGCCUGGGAACGCCUCGGGAUCCCCACGGAAGAGCUGGAUGAAGUGGCUGGGGAGAGGGAAGUCUGGGCGUCCCUGCUGAAGCUACUGCCCCCGCGACCCGACCCGGAUAAGCGGAAGCGAAGGCCGCGCCUGCUCAGCCGCAAGUCGGCAUUCACGCAGACUGCCAGUGCAGACAUGAAUCGUGUGCUCGUGUGCGUGCUGACGGCUGCUUUGAGUCUCGGAAACGGUCAGCAAACGGUGCACCAGCUGGCGGGCGAUGUCCACGCUGUGGAGGGCGCAAGGGUGACGCUGGACUGCAGUUUCGGCAGGACAGGGAGCGACGACUACAUCUUCUGGUACAAACAGCAAGUGAACGCAGCACCCGAUUUUGUUCUGAGUAACUCAAAGUUCAGUCGGGGCAAGACGGAGAAGAAGUACGCCGACAGGUUUCGCGCCAGCAUGGACGCCAGCGCCCUGCAAGCUCCUCUGCAUAUCGAGAGCGUGAAGCUGAGCGACUCGGCAGUCUACUACUGCGCCCUGCAGCCCACGCUGACACAUCCGCUGGCGUGCCUGUACAAAAACACCUGCACCCGCCUCGUGCCACCUUACGUUGGGGGUCUGGAGCGAACGGCUUGAUUUUUCACCAUUUUGAACCCUCAUUUUAUAUCCCUUCAUUUUUUUUUUAAUCAUUCAAAUUUUGAAUGGUUGUUAACAAUUUUCUCUUUGGUGUGUUGAAUUUCAAAGAAAUAUUUUGUUUAUAUGUUGUCAAUAAAAGGAAUGAGAUCCACUCACAGA